Messenger RNA from Rhopalosiphum padi (bird cherry-oat aphid), 1967 nucleotides. RefSeq names its product cullin-3-like. Gene Ontology annotation, biological process: ubiquitin-dependent protein catabolic process; protein ubiquitination. Bases 1 to 1671 code for a protein of 556 amino acids. Lineage: Eukaryota; Metazoa; Arthropoda; Insecta; Hemiptera; Aphididae. Gene Ontology annotation, molecular function: ubiquitin protein ligase binding. Gene Ontology annotation, cellular component: Cul3-RING ubiquitin ligase complex. The transcript has 10 exons. The record is from RefSeq and is a predicted model, not a curated record.
AUGGAGAGUAUUCACUCAGGACAUAACAAACUAGAGCAUUUUGACAAGCUUGGACUAAUCUUGUUUCGUUGUAUGAUUUUUCAGGAUGUUGAGGUACAAAACCGCAUGAUACAAAGUUUGUCAGAAAUGAAACGAGUUACUAUAAGGGAUAGUAUAUUAUUAAGUUCUGAUCGUUUUUUACUUGAAGAUUUUUCAAAAAUGUGUGCUGUGUUAAAAAUGGACAGUUUUUUUAAUGGUUAUGCAAAAUCAUUGUUUUUGAGAUUAACAACUAAGUUUUUCCAAUAUUUACAGUCAUUAAGUGAGGACUAUUUAUUUCAAUACUGCACAUGUAGUUAUUUUAAAAAUGCUGAUGCCAAAAUAACAGAAGAAAUGGACAGAAUACAAUUUCAUUUAGAUACAACAAUUGUUACUGAAAUUUAUGAUAUUAUUAAAACAGAACUCGUUAUAAAAAAUAUGAAGACUAUUUUAGAGAUGAAAAAUUGUGGUGUUGUAUAUAUGUUGAAGAACAACCAAGAUGAGGAUUUGAAAUGGAUAUACUAUUUUUUGUGUUCUGUGAAUGAUGGUGUAAAAGUGAUGUUUGAAUGUAUGUGUCCAUACUUUCGUGAAAUAGGGACAACAGUUGUAUUGGAAAAAAAAGGGAAUUCUGAUGCUAUUAAUUGUAUUCAGAGCUUAUUGGAUUUGAAAGAUAAAUUUGAUAAUUUAAUGAUAAAUCUAUUCAACAAUGAUAGAUUAUUUGAUGAAAUUGUUGGUAGUGAAUUUGGUUUUUUCUUAAAAUUUAAUUCACUUAUACCUAAAUUUUUAUCUAUAUUUAUUGAUUUUAAACUAAGAAGAGAAAGGCCUAUGUAUAUCAGAAAUUUUACCAAAGUUGAAAUGAACAAAGUUGUGUUUCUAAUUAGACAUCUUCAAGAUAAAAGCAAUUUUGAAAAGUUCUAUCGAAUUCAUCUCGCCGAGAGGUUACUAAGUUAUAGGAAUGUCAAUAUGAAUGUAGAAAAUAGAGUUAUCAUGAAACUUAAAAGAGCAUAUGUGAAUGGCUACGGAUAUAGCAAUUCGUUAUUUACAUCAAGGAUUGAGGGGAUGUCCAAGGAUAAGUUUGAAUUAUCUAAACCUAUCAUAUACAAGUAUAAGGAGUAUGUUUUUGUUAACAAGUGUAUUUUAGGUACUCUACAGCCUUUUGAUCUUAAUGUAGAAGUAAUAAAUUCAAUUUAUUGGCCAGUAACAUAUCCAAAAUCAAUGUGCAGAGUACCAUCAAUUGCUUUGAGUGCUUUUAAUGAUUUCAAAACAUUCUACUCAAAAAGAGAAGGCAGAAAGACUUUAAAGUUAUUACCUCAGUUCGGUACAGUUGAAUUGGACGCAAUUUUCUAUGAUGUGCCCAAAUCAAAUAAACGUUCAUGUGAUGGUGAAUAUUCAACGACCAAUAAUCAGUGCUGCGUUGAACGAAAGUACAGAGUUAUGGUGACAACUUACCAGAUGUGUGUGCUUGAUAUGUUCAAUACAUAUGAUUUUUUAACAUACGAAAGAAUUCUGAAGGAAACAAUGAUUCCAAAAAAGAGUUUACUAAACGCAUUGCAUGGAUUGGUGCAAUUUCACCAUUUACUUUUGAAAUUUCCCAAUUGCCGAGAAAUUAAAUCAAAUGAUAGAUUUUCUAUUAACGAAUUCUUUAGAAUUAAAUAAUUCCUUAUUAACAUUCAAAGGAUUCAGUUUAAUUUAAUAAGUUAGGUAAAAGUUCCCUUGUAAACUUUAACGUAUCUUUCAGGAGCACUCGGCAUAUACCUCAUUUCUUAUACCUCUCCACUAAUUAUUAAAAAAUAACCUGUUAUUAAGCUGCAUCAUGCAACUUGUUAAUGAAAACCCUUCAUUUAAUUUGUUUAAAUUAUUUAAUGUUUUAUAUUAUAUUAUGUAUACAUCAUUAUUAUAUUUUUUUCUCUUUUUUAUUUGUUUACUUAAGACAAAUUAUUGUACGAUUUAAG